Molecule: messenger RNA, 4648 nt
Organism: Agelaius phoeniceus (red-winged blackbird)
Lineage: Eukaryota; Metazoa; Chordata; Aves; Passeriformes; Icteridae
Gene: ARID3B
Product: AT-rich interaction domain 3B
Biological process (GO): regulation of transcription by RNA polymerase II
Cellular component (GO): nucleus
Molecular function (GO): DNA binding
Source: RefSeq, a predicted model, not a curated record
AAAGGGAAGGGAAAGGAAAGGAAGGGAAAGGAAAGGAAGGAGGGGAGGACGGAAGGAAGGAAGGAAGGAGGAGCUGAGGCGGCCGCGCACGGACCGGCGGGACCCGCCACGGGAGAUCCUGCGCGGCUCCCGCCGGGGCCGCCAGCCAUGCGCACGGCGGGAUGAAGCUGCAGGCGGUGCUGGAGCAGCUGCAGAAGCAGCAACAGCAGCAGCAGCAACAGCAGCAGCAGCCGGCGGUGUCCAUGGAUUGCCGGGAGCGCCGCCGGGAGCCGCAGGUGCCGUUCCCGACACCGCCGCCCUUCCCCGGGCAGCCCCGCGCCCGGGGGGUGCCCCCCGCUGUCCCCUCCGCUGUCCCCACCGCGGGCAGAGCCCCCGCUGCAGCCGGCCGGCCCUUGGAGCAGAGCAGCGGCAACUCUGAGGAGGAGGAGGACGAUGAAGAGGAGGAGGAUGAGGAGGAGGAUGAUGAAGAAGACGGCGCCGAGCUGGAGGAUGGCCCCGGGGUGCCCGGCCAGGAGAGCUGCUCUGCCCUGCCGUGUUUCCGCGCUCCCAAAGGUGCCCACGCCAAGGGCAGAGCGGGCUGCGGUGCCAGCCCCGUGGCGGGCACCCAGCAGGGCAGGGAGGAGCCGGGCACAGACCCCGCCCAGCGCUGCGCAGCCCCCGCGGGCCGCCCCGGCUGGCGCCUGGACGAGCCGCUCAAACAGAACGGCGGCGGGAGCUGGAGCGACGAAGGCGACGCCGGCCGGGGAAGGGAAAUCUCCCGAGACUUUGCCAAGCUGUACGAGCUGGACAGCGACCCUGAGAGGAAGGAGUUCCUGGAUGACCUCUUCAUCUUCAUGCAGAAGAGGGGGACUCCCAUCAACAGGAUCCCCAUCAUGGCCAAGCAGAUCCUGGAUCUCUACAUGCUUUACAAGCUGGUGACAGAGAAGGGUGGGCUGGUGGAGAUCAUCAACAAGAAGAUCUGGAGGGAGAUCACCAAAGGCCUUAACCUGCCCACCUCCAUCACCAGCGCCGCCUUCACCCUGCGCACACAGUACAUGAAGUACCUCUAUGCCUACGAGUGUGAGAAGAAGUCCCUGAGCUCCCCGGCCGAGCUCCAGGCCGCCAUCGAUGGCAACCGGCGCGAGGGCCGGCGGCCCAGCUACAGCUCCUCGCUGUUCAGCUACUCCCCAUCGCCACCGGGGCCUCCUUCCCUGCUGUCCCCCCCCAAAAUCCGCUUCCCCAUCAUCGGCGUGGCGCCGGGCAGCGCCACCGGCAACCCCCGCGUCUCACCGGCCCUCAGGAAAGGUGACGGCGUGCCCCUGACGGUGUCCAUGCCGAGCCGCGUGGCCGUGCCGGUGACGUUGGGUGGCCAGCAGGCCACGGUGGCAGCCAGGACGGCCACGCUGGAGCAGCUGAGGGAGAGGCUGGAGGCAGGAGAGCCCCCGGAGAAGAAAGUGCCGCGCAUGACGGAGGAGGAGCAGCGGCUGGUGCAGCAGGCCCUGCAGCGCAACCUGUUCAGCAUGGCCCGGCAGCUCCCCAUGAAGAUCAAAAUCAAUGGGAAAGACAAGGCAGACUCAGCAGCGGCGGCGCUGAACCUCUCCCCGAACGGCAUCGGCAGCAUCAACAUGUCCGUGGAGAUCAACGGCACCACCUACGCUGGGGUGCUGUUUGCCCAGAAGCCCGUGGUGCAGCUCCUGGCCGGCUCGGGCACGCAGAGCUCGUGCAGCAGCAGCUCCAGCAGCUCCAGCAGCAGCUCCAGCAGCUCCCACUGCUCCCCCAGCCCUACCUCAUCGCGGGGCACGCCCGGCGCAGAGCCCUCCACCAGCUGGUCCCUGUGACGGGCACUGCCCAGGAGUGCACACAUACCUCACCUCAAAGAACCUGCUCUCGUGGCUGCACAGCACCUGGAGGAUGAUGAUGGUGGUGGUGGUGGUGAAACCUUUCCAUGCCAGCGAGUUUUCCUUCAUCGUCUUUGUCCAGCCUUUUUUUGGCUUUGUUCCCCCCCCCUUUCCUUCCUCCCUUUUGCUCUUUGGUUCCUCCUCCUCCUCCUCCUCGCAGGGUGUGUGGUGUGCCCAUGGAGGGGGGGCACACCUGGCGUUUCUCAAUCAGGGAUGGCUCUGGGGCCACAGCUCCUGGCCAGGAUGUCACCAGGGCAGGGAAAGGGCCAGGACUGGGGCGGGGAACCCUGGUUCUGCUGGGAACCCUGGUUCUGCUGGGAACUCUGGUUCUGCUGGAGCCCUGAUUCUCCAGGAGCCCUGGUUCUGCUGGAGCCCUGAUUCUCCAGGAGCCCUGGUUCUGCUGGAGCCCUGGUUCUCCUGGAAUCCUAGUUCCGCAGGGAGCCCUGGUCCUGCUGGAGCCCUGGUCCUGCUGGAGCCCUUGUUCUCCAGGAACCCUGGUUCUGCUGGAACCAGGGGCCACCAGGGCUCUUCCCACCCACAACUCCGUGUUUUGACAAUCCUGAGAGCCAGGGCGUGCCUGGCCCUGUGUUCCCAUGGCAAUCUGCUCAUGUCCCUUCCUGCUGUGUCCCCAUGUCCUCAGGGGAGGCUCCUGAGCCUCCCUCCUGUCCUCUCCACGGUUCUGGCACUAUCAGCUGCUCGGUUCAGCUGCUGCCACCUCACCCCUCGAGUCCUGAGUGUCCCUGAAGGUCCCUGAGGAGUGACAUUCAGGGCCUGGGCAUGCUGGGGUUCCAUGUCCUGCCCUGUGUCCCCAUAGCAGGGUCCCUCAGGUUGGUGCAGGCUCCCUGGAGCAGCUCUUGGAGCUCUGCAGGGCCGCGUGCUGGGCACAGGGCUGCAGGUGGGGUGGGUAAUGUGGGCAUGUGGGGCUCUGCCCAAACCCCCUGCCAUGGUACCUGAGCAGGGCAGGGAGGGGCAGAGCCCAGGGAAUCCAGCCCUUCUGGCCCUGGCUGGAAGCAGAGCUCCCUGUGAAUCAGAGCUCCCUGUGAAUCAGGUGGCCUGGUGCUGUCCCCCUGCCCCUGUGGCCUGUCCCCAUGCCCUGCCCUGGUGCCAUCCCUGCCAUCCCUCCUGCCCUGGUGAUGUCCUCCCCGUGCUGCAGGCCCGGGUCAGGUUUUUUGAGCAGAUGAAAUACCUCAGCUAUGUACUUGUUGGGUUGCUUUUGUUUGUGUUGGGUUGGGUUUUUUUUAACCUCUUCAGGAAGUAUUGGCAUAUCCUAUCGCUUUGGGGGUUUUCAUAGGUGGGUUUGCUGAAUUUGUGUUUGCUUUUAUUUCUGUUGGCUUUUAAACGGAUCACCAAAGACAGGGAGUUCAGACAAGGCUGAGCAGAGCAGCAGUGGCUUCCCCACCCUCCAGGAGCCCAUCCCAGGACAGUGCACGGCAGGACAGCAGAGCAGGGUGACCCUGCCCCUUGGAUCUGUGCAUUGUCCUCGCUGUGCCAGCCCCGGGCUCUGCCCUCCUGCUGCUUCCUGCACUGUGCUGGGGCUGUCCUGCCCCCGCAGCCCCCAGGGCUCUCUGGGAUCAGGAGGUGGGGAUGCCCUGCAGGGAGGGAGGGUAAGGGAUGCUGCUCCGGGUGUCCCCAGCUGCUCUCAGAGGGAGCAGGGGAAGCCGGCCUGACCCGCAGGCUCCUUUCAUCCUCACAGACUCCCAGAGGAUUUUCCAGCCUCUGGGACUCAGAUGAUUUUUUUCCCCUUUUUUCUGGGUUUUCUUUUGGUUGUUUUAUUUUAUUCUUGGGUGGGGUUGGGCUGUUUCCUCUGAGUGGGACUGGGGCACUUUCUGCUUUUCCCUCUGCUCUGCUCCCUGGCCCCGGGGGAGCAGAGGCUGCUCCGGGGUGGGGCUGCUUUGUCUCACUUGCUAACGUUGUGUUUUCUUGCACAGAAAGGCACUCGAAUCACUGAACUGCUUGGACACUACUAGAGUAUUAAUGUUUAUAAGCUUUACUCAACCUAGACUGGAACUAGCCAGGGACUAACAGAUUGUUUUGUAUCCAAUUCAGGGAAAGAAUCAGGUCGGGAAGCGUAACAGAUACCUCAGUUAAAUAAGCUGCAACAAUAAACCGGUCCUUUUCCCAGCCCGGGGUGACAAGGACCAUCCAGACUGUGAAGAGUUUAACCCUUUCCCUCAGCCUGGCUUUGGCCCUGGCAGCCUGAGCUGCGGGUCUCCUGCUGAGCUGCCAGGCUUUGGGUGCAGGGGGUGCUGGAAACCAGCAGCAGAGCGGGGGGGAGGCCGAGCGGGGCGGCCCCGUGUCGUACUCAGGGUUUGAUGCUGCCGGCAGGACGUUCCCGAUGGAUGAUGGGCAGUGCUCCAUCCUCCCCCAGCUCCUCACACCAGCCCAACAGCCCCGGGCAGCCCCCAGCUCGCUCCCCCGGCGCUUCCAGCGGGGCAGAGCGAGCCGAGCCUGCCCCGGGGCUGCGGGCAAGGCGGGAGGGUGGGCGGGCCGAGGGGAGGCUGCUGUGCCUGCCCCUUGCCAGGGGACUGCGGUCAGAUGUUCUCUCCAAACAGCUGCAGCAGCCUUGCUAACUAGUUUUCUUACCUAUUUAAAAGAGAAAAAAAAAUAAUAAAAUAAGUAAAUAAAAACAAAUGUGAUAGCCUAGGCGGUGGAUAAAUACCUCAACGUCUCCUUCCAACAAGUGUCUGUAUAUGUUGUUGUUGGGUUUUUUCUAUCUUACAGGUUAUCUGAAUGUUUAUAUUCCAAUAAACUUCUACCUCUUCACACCGUGA